This is a messenger RNA of Austrofundulus limnaeus, 1262 nucleotides long. It is a transcript of the gene ppa1b, whose product is annotated as inorganic pyrophosphatase 1b. Gene Ontology annotation, biological process: phosphate-containing compound metabolic process. The record is from RefSeq and is a predicted model, not a curated record. Bases 69 to 944 code for a protein of 291 amino acids. NCBI's taxonomy places the organism in Eukaryota, Metazoa, Chordata, Actinopteri, Cyprinodontiformes, Rivulidae. Gene Ontology annotation, molecular function: inorganic diphosphate phosphatase activity; magnesium ion binding. The transcript is spliced from 11 exons. Gene Ontology annotation, cellular component: cytoplasm.
CGCUUAGGUCUCCUUCCGCCGCCAUCCUUCGUCCCGACCCAAGCUACAGCAUAAAGCCCGACUAAAAUAUGAGUUUCACAGUUGAAGAGAGGGGAAACCAGAACUCCCUAAACUACCGUUUGUUCUUCAAAAAUGCUGAAGGAAAGUACAUCUCACCGUUCCAUGACAUACCUAUGUACGCAGAUAAGAGUCAGAACAUCUUCCACAUGGUUGUCGAGGUACCAAGAUGGACGAAUGCGAAGAUGGAGAUCGCUACGAAGGACGUCUUGAAUCCAAUAAAGCAAGAUGUGAAGAAGGGGAAGCUGCGCUACGUCGCUAAUGUUUUCCCACAUAAAGGCUAUAUAUGGAACUAUGGAGCCAUUCCUCAGACAUGGGAAGACCCGGCGCACAAAGACGGAGACACCAACUGCUGUGGCGACAACGAUCCCAUCGACGUUUGUGAGAUCGGCAGCAAGGUGUGCUCCCGUGGGGAGGUGAUCAAAGUGAAGGUGCUCGGUAUCCUGGCCAUGAUCGACGAGGGUGAAACUGACUGGAAGGUGAUUGCAAUCAACGUGGAGGACCCUGAAGCCAAGGAUCUGAACGACAUUAGUGACGUCCGGCGCCUAAAACCUGGCUUUCUGGAAGCCACAGUCGACUGGUUCAGGAGGUACAAAGUGCCUGAUGGGAAACCCGAGAAUAGCUUUGCUUUCAACGAGGAGUUCAAAGACAAGGACUUUGCCGUUGAAGUAAUCAAGAGCACUCACAGCUUCUGGAAAGCACUUAUUUCCCAGCAGACUAAUGCUGGAGAGCUCAACUGCAAAAACACGUGCGUGUCAGCUGGUGACAGCCCGUACUGCUGCUCAGCCGAUGAGGCCAAAGCUGCUGUUGGUGAAACAUGUCCUUGUGGAAAGGAAGAGCCUAUCCCGUCACCAGUUGAUAAAUGGUUCUACUACGAGAGGAAGUAAUCCAGGACCCGCAUGAGUGUGGAGAAGAACUACAACUCAUCUGUGAUGAAAAUACUUGAAGAUGAACUUUUAUUAGGAACCAAUAGGAUGGCUGGGGGUGGUUGGGUCAGGGUGGUCUGUCUUCCUAUAGACAGAAGGGUAUGGUAGCUGUAAAUCCUGUAGAGAGGAGUCAUAAUGAGCUCGUAUUAACGUAUUUUACUCUUCCUAACAGAUCUCUUUAGAGGUAUGCUAUUUAACAAAAAGCAGGUGCUGUGUUUCACAGAAACUUGUGCUGUAUGAUGCUGACGCUUUAAUAAAGCUUCUCUGGUUAAAUUAUUA